This is a messenger RNA of Microplitis demolitor, 4439 nucleotides long. RefSeq names its product coiled-coil domain-containing protein AGAP005037. Bases 599 to 3748 code for a protein of 1049 amino acids. The record is from RefSeq and is a predicted model, not a curated record. NCBI's taxonomy places the organism in Eukaryota, Metazoa, Arthropoda, Insecta, Hymenoptera, Braconidae. The transcript is spliced from 18 exons. Gene Ontology annotation, cellular component: cytoplasm.
ACAAAGUUUUUUCGUUCAAAUUAUUUUGCAAGAAUGUUGUUAUAAUUAACCGUUAAUUUUUUUUUUUAAUUGUUUUUCAACUCACAAUCGAUUUAGAGUUAUUCAAUUUUUUAUGUUAGGAAAAAAAGGUGACAAAUGAGAGUUAUAGAUUAAGUUUCUGCAAUAAAAAAAAAUCACAUCGUUUUCGUUAAAAAUGAUACUUACCUGCAUUUAUUGGUAUGACACGACAUGCAGUGGUCGAAGUCUAAACUAAUAUUGAUUAUAAAACAGAGUACGUUUUUUUUGGCAGCAUGCUUUCAUAGUGAGUGUACGCAUGUACACUUUAUACGUGAACUGUAUGUUUUAAGUGUUAAGAAAAAAAUAAAACAUAUUUGCUACAACUUUUUUUGUUAAUUUCUCAAAAAGUUAGCAUUAUUAUGAACAGUAUUACUUUCAAUAUUUAUACAUGAAUAAGUUAUGUGACCACUGAUGAUUUUAAAUUAAUUAUUCAUCUAAUGGAAAAAGUAAAAAAUCUCUUCAAAUAGGAUCAAAGCUGGUGGUUUUGAAUUGUUAAUUUACACUAAAAGGAGUUUUUCUUGUCUGCAUUAAAAUAAUUAAGAUGGGAACUAAAUCACGCCAAAAAAAGUCAUCUCUUUCCCGAGGAUAUUCAACCACAUCUACGACAAUGUUAUUCGAUGACGACCCGGGGAUUAUGUCUGAGGUUGAGACUUCUUGUACCGGAUUUCGACGAGGUGGUAAACAAAGAAGCAGUUUACCAGUUGUUCGAACACCUAGUAAAACGCUUGAGCGACCAUUAGGAUUAGUCUUCCUUCAAUUUAGAAAGGAAACCAAAAGAGCUUUAUUACCAAACGAAAUUACAAGUAUAGACACUGUAAGAGCCCUUUUCGUCAGAAGUUUUCCUCAGCAACUUUCGAUGGAGUACCUUGACAAUCCUGAUGUGAAAGUAUACAUUCAUGACAGUAAUAAAGAUAUGUUCUAUGAGCUCGAAGAUCAUAGGUCACAUUUGAGAGAUAUCAGAGAUCGAAGUGUUCUACGAGUUAUUGAAAAAUCAGAUGGAAUCACUGGUCUCUCUACUACUUUAGGACCUAUAACCAGUGGUGUUUCUAGUGUUUCCUCGAAUUGGGAAGAUCAAAGCUAUUUCAGUGAGCCAGAAUUUGAUAGCGAGUUUCAACAUCAACACAUUCACAAAAGUAAAACUACUAGAAGCUCAUCUGGCAACUAUUAUCUUGAAAGUAGCAGUACUUUACCAAGAAGUGGACCAAUGCUUAGAUCUUACAGUCCAGUGUCACCAGGACUUCCUGGUUUGAAUGCAACCUCAACUCAAGCAAAUAUAUUAUCUACAUCAGAUCGGCCUCAUGGCGAAAGCGGUUAUAUGAGUAGUCCAGAAAGGAGUAACACCAUUGGAUCCAGUACUGGUAGAUAUUCUGGUGUAUCUUACAGCACAGGAAAUAGUUACGAAGAACCUUAUUAUUCACAGUAUUCAGGAACGGUUACUCCUAUAAUUGAUGAGGAAGCUAGACUUCGAGUCGAGCACAUGGAGAGACAGCUUGCAAACUUAACUGGGCUCGUACAGAAAGCUCUCACUCAAAGUCCUCAUAGCGGCACAAUACAAGAUUAUUUACAGGUCUCAACAGAAUGUGACCUCUACUCGAAAAGUUCAGGUGCUGAAGAUGAAUUCGACAAAAACUCCAGCUCCAGUUCAGCCUCAUUGCCAGAUGACUCGUGCUCGAAGACCAAUGAAAAACCACCAAAACUAGGAAAAGAUAAAUCGGUCUCCUUUGAGAAAUCAGUAUCUUUCAGUGAUGAACCUCCAGAUAUGAACUCGCCAAAGCAGCAUUCUCCACAACACACAGCGGAUACAAAACCUACAAAACCAGCGAUAAAAUCAUCAACUCUACCUCGGAUGUCAUCUCAAGACAAGGGUAGAAAUAAACCAUCUCUACCACCAAAGCCGAUGGCUCUUACAACUGGAACCUACGUUUAUAGAGACUUAGCACUUACACCUGAAAUGUACAAUCAACUAAGAGGUUUACAAAAAAAAGCAAAAGAUUUACGUCAUGAAGUUCGAAAUUUACGUAGAAUGUCUCAGGCUCAAGCACAUACCGUUCGAGAAACUAUCAAAGAUACGUUCAUCACUAUACGCACUAUGAUACUAUCCGGAGAAGAUGCGACUUGGGCUACUGGUGAUACUGAAAAUAUUAAAUUAAAACGAGAAGAAGAUCUAUACAAGCAAGAAAUGGUGAGAUUGGAAAAUGACCUUACUGAGUUGGAAAGUACGGUUGAAGAUUUACGAGGAAACGUUAUAAAUAGGAAAACUCGAGUCAAUAUGUGUGACGUAGAAAAUAUGGCCUUGAUUUUAAGUAAAUCCAGUAAAACUGUAGCUGAUUUGAAAACACGCUUCCCAAGCUUACAAGAAAAUCUUAAAGGCCUAUUAAGUUCAGAAAUGGAAAAAAUAGUGCAUGAAGAAAAGUUUCUCAAAGAAGAACCGGAGAGGCUCGAAUUCGCUUUGCGACGAUGUAAGAAACUGACUGGCACACUCGUCACACUCAAACGCCUAGCAUCAGUGCAGGAGCAACGAUUACCAGUUAUAUCAAAUGUUGAGGUUGAAGAAACACCAACGGUUGCAUCUACCACAGUUCAGCAUUCUAAGACAACUGCCCCUCUAUCAUCGGAACAGAAGAUGGAUUCGUCGGGCAUCAUCAGGGGAACGUCCCAUUCUAAGUUUUCCAUCCUCAACCAGCAGCGUUCGGAGAACACACUCGACGCUCUGUUAGAUGAGCUGCAAACUUAUUCAAGACCAUCAUCACAAUUGAGUCAAGUUUCAAGUGUGGGUCAACAAAUUGAAUACCUGCCGAAUUCUCAGAUUUCCAAUUGUUCACCAGUUAUUAAGCUUAAUCACAUAAUGGAUAUUAACAGAAAAAAAAGUGUAGAUUCUCUGAGUUGUUUAACAAUAAUGACGCCAAACUCUACCAGUACACUUCGAAGACUUCACUCUUAUCCAUCUGGUUCUGACACUGACAUUUCCCCUCCUUCGACAAAAAUUGAUAGACUUGAGACUAUAAACUCACUUCAAAAACCACCAAUACCAGAAAGAAAUGUCGAAUUAUUACAACUAGCUACUCUGAAACGAACCCCCCCACCACCACCUCCUAGAACUAGCUCAAAAUCGCCAUUAACGAGUCCUACGAGUCCUCAAUUACCCCCGAGAAAUUCCACAACUUCCUUAUGCAGAAUUCGUCAUGCUAACAAAAUAACCGAACUUUCCACAGAUAUCACAUCUCAUCAUCUACUUCAAGAACCAACACUUCACAUAAUUCAAGUUAAUAAUGGACACUCUGCAUCUGAUUCUAGCUCGUGUGAAAGUAUUAACUCACAAGAUGGUUCACAAAAUAAGAAAGAUCGUCAGGAUCAACUUGAACUGCGUCAUAAAGAGCUUUUACAAAAACAAAAAACUCUUCAAGAACAAUAUGCUCGAUUACAACAGCUUCAAAGAAAUACUGCUGGUUUGACAGCAACACCUGUAGACCAACCCGAUCUUUUAAAAAAAACUGGGUCUGAAAGUAAUAUUCUAGCGAAAAUGGGCCUUGGAAUGAGCGCUACCAAUUCUGGAUCGUUAACUAGCCUUGCAUCUAAGGGUUAUACGGAAGCGUUAUCAUCGUCAAGAAUUGAAUCACUAAAUUCAAAUGCAACAUCUGCUAUAGAGGAUCAUAUGUCAAACAGUAAGAUUUAUGAGACGGAUAUCCUGUGACCAAUGAUCAAAAUCUCUAGACAAAUUGAUAACCUAAAUUUCUAUUUAUUAAUAUAUUUUGAAAUUAGUUAAAAUUGCAUCUAAUAAAUGACUGUCAAAAUUUGAAUUAAUUACAAAUAUCAUCCUAUGAUAAGAGUUAAUGAAAUAGUAUUCAUUAACAUGCGAGGAUCCGAUUACAUAUUAAUGUAAAAUAUUUUUCUGAUUAAUAUUUAAUUUUAUCAACAAAUAAAAUGUUCAAUUUGAGUUUUUUUUAUACUGCUUUCAAUUGCUGUAGAACAAUUCGUUUUAUUAAUAAUGAAACACUCUGAAUAUUUAUGUGAUUAAAUUACAUGAAAAUUUCGGGUUUCUAUCAUCAAAAAUGGCAAUUAUUUAUUAUGUUUUUGUAAAUCCUAAUAAUGUAGUUUCAAAUUGUUUAAAAUUAUCACUAAUAAGCAAAAAAAAAACGUUACUAUAUACAAACACAUUUAACACUCAAUAAUCAAGUUAUCUUGAAUAUAAUGUCAUUCUACAAUUCAAAUAAUUCCAAAGGUGUACAUGCUACGUAAUUAAAUAGCACUUUUUCUAUUAUAAAUUUCAAUAUGAUACGAUAUGUAUGCAAUGAUCAAGCACAAUAUUAAUAUUCAUCAAAUCUUCAGUAUUCCAUAACUCAAAAUGUGACAAAAUGUAAGUUUGAAAUAAAGAAAGUAAUUCA